Coregonus clupeaformis (lake whitefish) is the source of this 2796-nucleotide messenger RNA. Its product is annotated as SLIT-ROBO Rho GTPase-activating protein 3. NCBI's taxonomy places the organism in Eukaryota, Metazoa, Chordata, Actinopteri, Salmoniformes, Salmonidae. The coding region runs from base 224 to 2671 and encodes 815 amino acids. Gene Ontology annotation, biological process: negative regulation of cell migration; signal transduction. The record is from RefSeq and is a predicted model, not a curated record. The transcript has 21 exons. Gene Ontology annotation, cellular component: cytoplasm.
UCCACCACUCUUGCACAAGCCGGCACUGGGUGUUUUAGAAAGUGUCAGGGAGCGACAGAACAGAGAGAGAGAGAGGAGGUUAGUGACAUUCACCCAGGUUUAUGUGUUUAAUGUAAAAAAGGAGGAAGAGAGAAGUCAUCUUUGGGAGAUAAACGUUACUCAGUGUGGAAAAGAAGAGGAUUAAAAACAAUCUCAGUCAGAGUUUCACCCUGUCGGAGCAACAAUGACAUCACAUGUGAAGCUGAGAAAAGAGAGAGCUGGAGUUGUGGACUAUGAAACACAAAUCAAAGAGGUGCGUUGUCAGUUGGUGGACCAGUUGAAGGUGUUGGAUCUGCAGUUGGAGCAGAAAUCUCAGCAGCUUCAGGACCUCACAGACUACCUGCGUAGACGCAGUGAGAUAGAAGGGGAGUACGCACGCUCGCUGGACAAACUGGCUGAGAGGUUUACCUCCAAAAUCAAAAGGAAGGAGCCUUGCAGUGGUCAGUCUGUGGCCCAGUGUUGGCUGGUCCUGCUGGCUCAGACCAGACAGGAGAGCAAAGACCACAGUGGUGUGAGUGACAGCUGUAGCACUACCCUCACCCAGCCCCUCACACACUGUCUGGAGAUCACUCAGCGCAUGGCCAAGAGGACUAAAGAUGUCUGUAGUCAGUUACAGGAUGGGUUGUUGAAGGUCACCACAGAGCUACAGACAGCGUGGCGUACCUACUACCAGUACCACUCAGAGUAUGAGUCUGCAGAGGGAAAGCUGAAGGAAGCAGAGAAACAGAAGCAAGGAGCUUCUAAAAAGAUUGAGAAAAGACAGUGUAAAGUGCAGGAGAUCCAGCUGAAGUGCACUAAGGCUCGUAAUGACUACCUUCUCAACCUGGCUGCAGCCAACACUUCCAUGAACAAGUACUAUCUUCAAGACCUCUCCUCACUCAUGGACUGUUCAGAUGUGGGCUACCACCUGUCUCUGUCCCGUGUGCUGCGGUCCUACCUGUCCAGCCGCUCCCUGGCCCAGCAGAACCUGAGUGGAGGGCUGCAGCAGCUCCACACUGUUGUGUCUGGACUGGACCAGAUUCAGGACAGAGACAACCUGCUACAGACUCACACCAACACCUUCUGUCUGCCCCUCCGCUUCCACUACCAGCCACACGAGGGAGACCAGGUGUGUGAGGUGAGUGCGGAACAGGAGAUUAGGUGUGAGAUGGAGACCAGGUUACAACAGUUGCAGUCAAAACUCACCGGGUUCACUCAGGAAACGGAGGAGGCAGGUAAAACGCUCCAGGCGGCCCGCUCUGCCCUGAUGGAAGGUAUCAGUGAUGAUGACCUAGAUCCUCCACCCUCCAACAGCCAGACCCAGGGCUCCCUGCUCCAUCUCCAGUCCCCGUCUCAGAGCCAAGGUCAGGGGGGAAGCAGUGAGAGCCUGGCCAGCAGUAGCAGACCCAGUCUGGCCAGACGGAGAGCCAACCUGCAGGAGACUGAGGCACUCUACUAUGCUAAAUUGAAGGAGUAUCUCUGUAAAAGCUCUCUGAUAUCCAAACUACAGGCGAAACAUGAUCUGCUUAAAGUGGCAGUUGAGAAAGCUGAAGCAACCACUGGUCAUCAGCCCAGGAAGUCAGUGCGUGUGAGAAGCAAGAGUCAACCCAGCGUCCAGUUCACCCACAAACUCUUCACCGGAGACAUGCUCUCCUUCAUACAGGCAUCAGGACAGGAGAUACCAGUUGUGGUGGAAAGCUGCAUUCGCUUCAUCAACCUUAACGGUCUCCACCAUGAGGGUAUCUUCAGAGUACCAGGGUCUCAGGGGAAGGUCAACAGUCUGAGAGAUGCCUUUGAGCGAGGAGAGGACCCUGUAGCAGACAGCAGGUGUGACUUGGACUCAGUAGCAGGAGUACUGAAACUCUACUUUAGAACCCUGGCGAACCCUCUGUUUCCUCAAGACAGUACCGCUCAGCUCCUGGAGUACGCACAGAUUGACAACGACACAGAGAGAGAAGUUAAACUCAAAUCAGUCAUCUCCUCCUAUCCUCCACCUGUCAUCAUCGUCAUGAGAUACCUCUUUGCAUUCCUCCAUCAUGUGUCUCAGUACAGCGAUGAGAACAUGAUGCAGCCCUAUAAUCUGGCUGUGUGCUUCGGCCCUAGUCUGUUACGAGGGGCGCAGGAUGAUGAUGUCGUUACCCUGCAGCCUCAGAUCAACUCCCUGGUGAAGAGCAUCAUCUUGCAGCAUGAGAGCAUCUUCCCCAGCCCGGCCGAGCUACAGGGACCGGUGUAUGAGAAAUGCAUGACGCUGGAGCAAGACGAUUGUGAGGAGGGAGAAGGGGAUUCAGAACAUCACAGUAAAGAAGAGUCCGAGUGGAAGGGAGAGCGAUCUCAAGCCAACAGCAGCUGCAGUUCAAGACAGCCCCCAUUAGGGGGCACUGUGACCCCAGCAGGAAAGUUCACUUUACAGUUCCCAAUGACCCCACAGGGAUGGCCCCUCUCCCCUGGAUACAUAAGCAAAGAAGCCCAGGACCUGUCGUCCAGUGAAGACAUAACAGUUCAGGUUGACAAGGAGGUCUGCCGCCAGAUGAACUCUGUCUUCAAGGAGCUUCUCUCUCGACAAUCUCUCCCUCCCGACUCCUCCACCUCCUCCCACCCUCCGCCACAGCAGAAGAAAGGAGGGAUCGGGUGGAGAAGGGAAAAGCCUGUUUAGAUCAGGCCAACUGGACCGACAGAAAGCGAAAGGGGACCCGAAUUAAUGGAUGGAUGGAUGGAUGAAUGGAUGAAUGAAUAAAUAAAUGAAUGAGGAAAUGAACGGGAGAGAGACGAGACUCAGAC